This is a messenger RNA of Propithecus coquereli (Coquerel's sifaka), 381 nucleotides long. RefSeq names its product paired box 7 (gene PAX7). The transcript has 2 exons. Lineage: Eukaryota; Metazoa; Chordata; Mammalia; Primates; Indriidae. The record is from RefSeq and is a predicted model, not a curated record. The coding region runs from base 16 to 381 and encodes 121 amino acids.
UCUCCCCUGCAGGUGAUGAGCAUCUUGAGCAACCCCAGCGCGGUGCCCCCGCAGCCGCAGGCCGACUUCUCCAUCUCCCCGCUGCACGGUGGCCUGGACUCGGCCACCUCCAUCUCGGCCAGCUGCAGCCAGCGGGCCGACUCCAUCAAGCCGGGGGACAGCCUGCCCACCUCCCAGUCCUAUUGCCCGCCCACCUACAGCACCACCGGCUACAGCGUGGACCCCGUGGCUGGCUAUCAGUACAGCCAGUACGGCCAGACUGCUGUUGAUUACCUGGCCAAAAACGUGAGCCUGUCCACACAGCGGCGCAUGAAGCUUGGGGAACACUCCGCUGUGCUGGGACUCCUGCCUGUGGAGACUUCUAGUCUGACUGUGGCUUGA